AGUUUCCAUGGUGCUGUGCAGCGGUGUGUGCUGGUGUUAGCUUCCUGGCGUCUGUGUAGUCGCCAUAACGACUUGUUACAAAACCUCGCGUCACCAGCCUCUCGACGCGUCGUAUCUUGGUUACGGAAGUGGGCGUAGUGCGCGUGUACCGUAUAUGUUCCAAAUUAGCGUAAAUGUCCACAAUGAAACACCCGUGGGUCGAAGUGCAAGAGGUCACGUGAGCCCCACGUGUAUUCGGUAGCGGCGCCCGGUUCUUCUUCGGAGCAGGAACUAUGGCUGUGCCAGAGGCAGAGAGCGCUGGAAACGGCUCGAAACAGUUCGGCUCGUUUCUGUUUCCCCAGAUCCACGACAACCUGGACGGGUGGGGGCCGUGCGAGGUUCCGGAGCAGUUCAGAGACACUCCCUACCAGCCGUUUUCCAAGGACGACCGCCUCGGGAAACUCUCUCGCUACUCUCCCUGCUGCAGGUGGCUGACUGGUCUGGCAGCAUGUACACCGACAGGAGAUCUGCCAACAAGUAUGUGAAUGUGUACGGACUGGGUGGCCAGACGUACACCUACCACCACGAGCAAGAUGAGUCAACGUUCCAACUGGUGGACACUGCCAAGAUGCAGAAACCGCUCUACCAGAAGGGGAGACCUCGGUUCAACCAGCAAAAGAUCAGGAGGGACAGGGAGAGGAGAGAGGAGAGGAGGAUGGGAGGGAAACAGCAGAUGGCUCUACGAGGCCAGAGAGACAGGGAGAGGCAGAGGAAGAAGAAGAAAAAGUGGGUCAACUUCACCCGCUACGAUAAGAACCAGCCGUCUCAGAAGACACGAGAUCCGUCAGUAAGAGUGCACAACGACUGGGAAGUGGUCCACGAGAUAGAAUUCUCACAACUCUCAAAACUCAAUUUCAUGCCCGGCACUCCCAAGGAACUUUGCGUGUGUGGGUCUCUGGGUAACUAUGACGUUGCCAAGGAGAAGAAGAUAUCCCUCAAGUCCCCACUUCCUCUCCAGUCCUGCGACCGCAUCUUCCACACUGUCACCACCACCGAUGACCCUGUCAUUAGGAGGCUGACUAAGAGUCCAGAGUGCAGUGACUGCAAGGUGUUUGCCACGGACACCAUACUCACCACCCUCAUGACCUGCGCUCGCUCAAACUACUCCUGGGAUAUCGUGGUCCAGAGAGUGGAGGACAUGCUGUUCUUUGACAAGAGAGACAAUUCCCAGUUUGGUGAGUUGGAAGUCAUGUGCGCCAGAGAGGGAGAGACAGUUGGGGGAGAUGGGUUUCGC
Messenger RNA from Geodia barretti, 1273 nucleotides. The record is from the annotation of a GenBank genome assembly. Lineage: Eukaryota; Metazoa; Porifera; Demospongiae; Tetractinellida; Geodiidae.